Oncorhynchus mykiss (rainbow trout) is the source of this 2333-nucleotide messenger RNA. Lineage: Eukaryota; Metazoa; Chordata; Actinopteri; Salmoniformes; Salmonidae. The record is from RefSeq and is a predicted model, not a curated record.
UGAAGAUCUAGGUCAGGACCCAGAGUAUGCAGAUCGUCUGGAGUAUCAUGGAGAUAAGAAGAAAGACUGCACCCUGAAAAUCACAGACCUGAGAGAGAGAGACUCAGCUACGUACAAGUUCAGAUUUAUAACAGAUCAGACAAGAGGGAGAUAUUUUGGCAAACCUGGAGUCACUCUGUCUGUCACAGGUCUUCAGGUGAAGGUGACUGGUGGACAUCAGGAUAAGACACUGACCUGUAGCACCACCUGUACUCUGACUGACAACCCCACCUACAUCUGGUACAAGAACGGACACAAAGUAAAGGAGGACACUUCCAGCCUGUACUCAGACUCCUUUAGUGAUGCAGACAGCUACUCCUGUGCUGUAAAAGGCCAUGCGGAUCUCCUCUCUCCUGCAGUGUGUCAGAAGUGUUGGAGUGUGACUUACACCCAUCAGAGUAUCUGUGUCUUGAAGGGGUCAACAGUGGACAUAUCCUGCUCUUACACAUAUCCCAGUUAUCAUGAGAUCAAAAAAGCUUUCUGGUUUACUAAAUGGUCUGGUAUGAAGGCUGAAGAUCUGAGCUCAGUGCCAGGGUAUGAGGGUCAUAUAGAGUACCUUGGGGAUAGUUUGGUAUAUUAACAUUGUAGUGACAGAUAUUGGCUCCACAUGAUACUUCAAUAGAGAAUCUUCAAUAAGAGGAUGGAUCUAAAAGUCAUUGUGUGGAAAAGUACAUUUGUGGAAAGUUUGUAAUAUUUUUACCUGAUUUAAUUUGUACUAUUUUUAAAUCCACUGUCUUUUACACCAGAUGGACCAAGGAACACCUCAGUGUCAGUCAGUCCCUCUGGUGAAAUAGUGGAGGGCAGUUCAGUGACUCUGACCUGCAGCAGUGAUGCCAACCCACCUGUGAACAAAUACACCUGGUACUUUCAAAAUGAGACUUUUCUAAAUGGAUGUGGACAGAUGUACAACAUAAGUAACUUCAAGUCUAAGGACAGUGGACAUUACCACUGUGAGGCCUGGAAUAGAAGAGGAUCUAGGAACUCUACAGCUCUGAUGAUCAUUUUACCAGGUAAACAAACAGUUCUGACUGCAGCUGUAGGAAUCAUAGUGGUUGUUCUGGUUCUCAUCCUCUGUCUCUCUGGCUUCAUGUGGUUCAGGAAGAAGGCCUCCAGAUCCCCCUCUGACACAAGAGACACAUCAGAAAAUGAACAGAGAGACUCUAGUCCAGUGUACGACAACAUCUCAGGCAUGGCCAUGAACCCUACUGCAGCACAGACAUCAGCCACAGAUGACCAGGAUGGUGUUCACUACGCCAGCGUCCACUUUUCUCGCUCCAGAUACCAGGAAGUGCCUCUGUACUCCACCGUCCAGCUGCCUCAACCACAGAUACAAGACGAAGAUGUCCAAUACGCUGCUGUGAAAUUCAACCUCCCCGGUGCUGCCACCCAACCCGUGGCUGCACAAGCAGCUGAGAAGGACCCCGCUGAGAUCUACAGUAGAAUCAACAAACCCAGAACUAAGAAGACCUGAACACAACAAAUUCAGAACCAAGAAGACCUGAACACAACAAACUCAGAACCAAGAAGACCUGAACACAACAAACCCAGAACCAAGAACACCUGAACACAACAAACCCAGAACCAAGAAGACCUGAACUCAACAAACCCAGAACCAAGAAGACCUGAACUCAACAAACCCAGAAUCAAGAAGACCUGAACUCAACAAACACAGAAUCAAGAAGACCUGAUCACAACAAACCCAGAACCAAGAAGACCUGACCACAACAAACCCAGAACCAAGAAGACCUGAACACAACAAACCCAGAACCAAGAAGACCUGAACUCAACAAACCCAAAACCAAGAAGACCUGAACACAACAAACCCAGAACCAAGAAGACCUGACCACAACAAACCCAGAACCAAGAAGACCUGAACACAACAAACCCAGAAUCAAGAAGACCUGAAAACAAAAAGUUUAACAAAAACCUUGUACUCUAUAUAUACGAAAGUGGACACCCCUUCAAAUUAGUGGAUUAGGCUAUUUCAGCCACACCCGUUGCUGACAGGUGUAUAAAAUCGAGCACACAGCCAUUCAAUCUCCAUAAACAAACAUUGGCAGUAGAAUGGCCUUAAUGAAGAGCUCAGUGACUUUCAACGUAACACCAUCAAAGGAUGCCUCCUUUUCAACAAGUCAGUUUGUAAAAUUUCUGCCCUGCUGGAGCUGCCCCGGUCGACUGUAGGUGCUGUUAUUGUGAAGUGGAAACAUCUGAGAGCAACAACUGCUCAGCCGCAAAGUGGUAGGCCACACAGCCGCAAAGUGGUAGGCCACACAGCCGCAAAGUGGUUGCGCAUA